AUGGGAAAGAACGAAGACAUCAAGAACGAUAACCCUCCGGCCCACAACCGAGAUUGCCCAGAUCAUGAGAGCAAUCCGUUCGUUGCCUUCCGGCGCUUUGCCGAUGAGCAGGUAUCCACCAUGCUUCAAUCUAUCACGGGCCUCCCUUCAAUGGUAGCCCCGCCUCACAGCGGCCACUGGGAUAUAUUUGCGAGUGACCAUGGCUACGAGAGCAGAUUAGCGAGUCAAAGAACGAGCGAGGGAUCGGACAGGGACCGGAGUUAUCCAUCAGACCGAGACAGUGGAAGUGGAUAUCCGGGCGGAGAUGAUCCUCGCAACUAUGGAAAGUCCUCCCGAUCGCGCUGGUCUGAGAAUGAUGACCCCUGGCACUCUCAAUCGUGGAGAAAGUGGUGUAAUGGACCAUCCGAUUUCUUCGGCCUUGAUUCCUUCUUCGACCGAUUCUGGCUCGAGGACCGCUUUUUCCCUUUCGCUGCACACCUCCUACAUCCUGGUCACACGCUUUUCCUGCCGGAUUUGUUCGAAGAUACGGGCUCGCCAACCUGGCCGAUCGCGUAUAUCAUGUUCAGUCCCUACUCGCCUCUUCAUCUAGAGCGCCAGGCAAAAUACUGGGCGCAUCGCGAGAGGGGUGUCCUCUCAUCUGUCAUGUCAUCCUUGCAUCUCAGCUCCGAUCCCGAUUCUUCUGAACCGCGAUGGCGAGAAGCGUUUGAGGAUUUGCUUCGACUUGAGAAUGGAAAGCCCAUGCUCGAUCGCGAUACCACCACAAAAUCGGAGCCAGGGAAGAACUGGCUACAAGGACUUGUGAAGAGAGGUAGUUUAGGAGAUCAGUGGAAAUACGUGCCUGGCACGGAGGGCCAGCCUUGGUCAGGAAUCACAUUCUCUGGCCAUGCAGACUCAGAUCAGGACCGGUCUCGGUCUGUACCCAAGAAAGAGAACGAUUCCCCUGACAGCGAGUUGGAACUGUAUGAGCGUUUCUUGCAGGACAUUGAAAACCGCGAACGUGAGUUCUUCCGCGGAGCCUCCGAAAGCCCUCUUUUGCGUCUACUUCUCGAGGAGCGACGGCAACAGCAGGAAGAACUUGAGAAAUACAGAAGCAGUGUUCCAAAGCUCGUAGACGAGCACAGCAGCGACGAUAAUGAAAAUUGGAUCGAUCUCGUGUCUGGUGGAAACAAAAAAUCAGUUCCUGAAACACCCAUGGCUUUAUUGGAGGAGACCGAGACGAAGUCCGUGGAAGCUGUAUCAGAACUGGCACCACCUCGUGUCGUCUCCACCAUGACUCGAACGGAACGUGUGCAGCUUGCCGAUGGCUCUGUCCAAACCAAGGUCGUCAAUACCAAACGUUUCGCUGAUGGUCGGGAGGAAUCUGACGAGUCCGUUGAGGUAUCUCACCCCCGGGAAGGUUCCAAGCCUAACUCUGAUGGUUCAAAGAAUGGUUGGUUCUGGAAAGACUAG
Penicillium paradoxum is the source of this 1449-nucleotide messenger RNA. RefSeq lists its product as uncharacterized. The transcript has a single exon. NCBI's taxonomy places the organism in Eukaryota, Fungi, Ascomycota, Eurotiomycetes, Eurotiales, Aspergillaceae. The record is from RefSeq and is a predicted model, not a curated record. Bases 1 to 1449 code for a protein of 482 amino acids.